GUGUAUGGGCCAAGUCAGUGAGCAUAUAAUUAUUUUAAGAAUCAGCAGAUGGCAAGAUGUUGGAAAUAAGUUGGAAGAUGAUGUGCGCGUUUCUGUUAUUGUUUUGCCUUCGAUUCCAAGUGCCGACAGCAGCGCCACCCGGGAUCCAAAAUGUCAGUUGCAAUGUGAUUAAGAUGCCGAUGGGGCAAGUCGUGAACGAGACCAUGCAACCACAACGGGACCCGCCAGUGCUGCAGAGCGUUUUUGAUUGGCCACCCAGCUGUCCGCCGGGCUUUGAAUUGACCGGAGAACGUCAACGUUGUCGCAAGAAGGUCUAAAGAACUCAGCCGACUCUAGUCAACAAGCGAUACAAAGAUACGAAGAUACAUGCUUGCGAUAACAAAAUGUGA
Scaptodrosophila lebanonensis is the source of this 389-nucleotide messenger RNA. RefSeq lists its product as uncharacterized. Lineage: Eukaryota; Metazoa; Arthropoda; Insecta; Diptera; Drosophilidae. The record is from RefSeq and is a predicted model, not a curated record. Bases 57 to 317 code for a protein of 86 amino acids. The transcript has a single exon.